UAUCGUUGUGGUGCAGAAUGACAAAAAAUAUCACGCCUAUGGCUCGUGAUGUUUAUCCUAAUAGCGCGUGACCUUGAAGUGACUUCAAAAUGAAAUGAACAGGCACAACUGCACGAAGUUGUAUGUAGGGGACUGCUGCUUGGACUCAAGUCGGAACGCAGCGGCAAAGCUCGGAUCGAUGCCUUGCCUCGAUCCGUCUGGUGGCCAGAAAACCGGAGUGGAAAUCUUCAGGCUUGGCUUGUACUAAACCCUUCUUAAGCUGAUCACUGUUUAAACUGAUAAUAAUCCAGUUGUUGUACCAAUUACCGGAGGUUUUGCCGACUUUUUCUACUCGAUCUGCCUAUCGACAGCACAUCCGCUACCGACAGCAUGGCACAUUCCGCGUCCCCCACCCUGCGCUAGAGUUCAUUCGUCAAGCCUCACCGCAACACAAAGAGAAUAAAUAAAGCAGCACCAUGGUUCGCCUUUUCGCUGUCGCUUCGCUACUCGUGGUCGCCCUUAUGAGCUUCGCGCAGGCCGACGACCCCAUCCUCGACCCCAUGCUGGUCGCCAACCGAGCCACCGACAUCGCCAUGGACACGUCCAGCGCAGCCUUCGACAAAGUCGCGGAAGCUGCCAAACGCAGCACCAACGACAAGAGCCAAAUAAUCCAGAAGAAGGCUUAAACGAACUAGACUCUCCUAGACGGAAUAAUCCCCCCUAACCAAGGAAGCAACUACAUCGUCGUGGCAGGCCUCGGUAUGUGACUCGUUUUGUGUGUAAGUAGAUUUUAAAGCGACCGGCCAAUGCAUUCUGCAAACAAGUCGUGGUGUUCCGUGUUUUGCUUGCCUUGGGACUUUAUGGUGAUGAAGGUUAACCCACUUUUCAAUUAUUUAGUCUGC
This is a messenger RNA of Phytophthora nicotianae INRA-310, 881 nucleotides long. RefSeq lists its product as hypothetical. The transcript is spliced from 2 exons. NCBI's taxonomy places the organism in Eukaryota, Oomycota, Peronosporomycetes, Peronosporales, Peronosporaceae. Bases 456 to 665 code for a protein of 69 amino acids. The record is from RefSeq and is a predicted model, not a curated record.